UCUCGCCAGAAGGUGACGGGCGGCCGUUGCGUGACGGUUGGGCGGUAACGGCCGUGCCGUGAGGGCGCUCGCUCCCUCCCUCCCUCAGCCCGGGCCGGGGCGGAGCAGGGGAAGGCCGGGAGCCUCUGUGGGAGGGUUACAGGGGAGCUUGCUCCCUGCCCCGCCGGCCUCUCCUGGAGCCGCCCGGCCCCGCGGUUGCUUCCGCCUCAGGCAGGCUGUGCCGCGGGGGCCGGCGUGAGGGCCGGCUGGUAGCGGGAAAGGGCGGUGUGGCUCCGAGCGUCCCGGCGAAGCCGUGCUAGAAGAGCAGGCUGCCGCCUCGGAAAGUUUGAAGAAGAGGAGGAGGAGGAGGUUUUCCCUGCCCAGCGAUCUAGCCUUGAAGGUAGCACGGCAGCUGGCGGAAGGCGGUUAAAACUCCUCACCCGUCUCAUGCCAGAGCAUGGGCUAAAAGCUAUGUCCCUCUCUCGUGUGGAAAAUCCUUGUUUCCUGCUGUUUCUGUUUGUCUUCCAAGCAAUAUUUAUCCUGAUACUCUACCGAGGUGGACCUUCAAAUGUGUUCCGUGGGUUUUUAGACUCACGUCCCAUUCUGGAUUACUCAAAAACUCAUGAUGUGUAUACAAACCUCAGCUUGUUUACCCAAGCUCCUAAUGAAGAGGCUAUGCCAUACUGCUCAGUGCAGUCACCAAUAUUUGUUGGUCCAUUAACCAUCACCUUCAAGUUGCUCCCUAGUGAAAGAAUGAUCAUCAAAAAAAAUCCUUUUGUUCAGUCUGGUGGCCUCUACAGGCCACCUCACUGCUUGGCCCGCUACAAAUCAGCCAUCCUUGUAGCAUACAGGAACCAGGAGAAGUACCUUCACCAUCUUCUUUACUAUAUUCAUCCUUUCUUGCAGCGUCAGCAGCUCAGUUACAGUAUCUACUUGAUACAGCAGGUGGGGAAUGGUACCUUUAAUCGAGCAAAGCUGCUUAAUGUUGGUGUCCGGGAAGCCCUGAAGGAUGAAGACUGGGACUGCCUUGUCCUGCACGAUGUGGACCUGGUACCUGAGAAUGAUUAUAAUCUCUAUGUUUGCGAUGAAUACUAUCCCAAGCAUAUGGCUAGUGCCAUGGAUAAGUUUCAGUACACUCUGCCAUAUAAGUCCUUUUUUGGAGGUGUAUCUGCUCUGACUCCAGAACAUUACAUGAAGAUGAAUGGGUUUCCAAAUACGUACUGGGGCAGCGGUGGUGAAAAUGAUGACAUCGCUACAAGGAUUCAGUUAGCAGGAAUGAAAAUAGUCCGGACAUCACCUCACCUUGGACGCUAUAAAGUAAUGGACUACAAUGCAGAGACAGAGACACAAGAGCCUUGGAGAAGGUCCGCUUCCCGACAUGACACCAGAAAAACAUGGAAGGAUGAUGGAAUGAAUUCAUUAGAGUUCAAGCUCCUUUCCAGGACAAAGCAUCCUCUUUAUACCAACAUCACUGUGGACAUUGGGCGUUACCCCUCCCCAUCUCACUGAUGAAUAAAAUCAUCUGCAAGGGUUCCGAAGUCAACUACAGGACUGAGAGGGACACGUUUUCAUCAAAUGGGGGCUCCCAUGAACCUGUGCAAGCCUCCUCUCAAGCCCUCUGAUCACUGUUCUGGCUCCUCCAAAAUAACAUCUAGAGCAAUGAGCGAAGAAGCUUAUGUCUCAUCACUGGGAAAAUUUUAGCGAACAGCACCACUUGCCUGUGCUCCAGUUCCUCCAUGCGUGAAAUGGAGAAAAUACUGCCAAGUAGUGAAUUUAGUUUACCACAAAACCAUUCAAAAGCUUUAGUUGAAAUGAAAACACCAGUGCGCUACAUCCAUCCUCCUGCCUUAUGAUCUCUGAGCCUGAUACAGUAAGUACUUCCACCUGGUACAUAAUUUUUAGAUAUGUACCUGUUCCCAAUUAUAUCCGUAACGCUACACUACAACGCAAUGAUGCGCCGGCAGCUGUAUGCGCAGGACCCCAUCCCCAAGUCCUGCCUCUUUUGUUCACAGGGAUCACUGCCGGGGGACUCCCUGCACACACUGGGAGCUGCCCAGAAGCAGACGGCGAGAUAAACUUCCAAGUGCGAGGCGCAACUACAAACCAUCACAAGCCUCCGUUCUUUCGCGAAGGUUUUAAAACUGAAGCACCGUCCGGAAAUUAAAACUAAUUUACCCCCACCGCUCAUCCCCUAUUUUACCCCUCUCUUCUCAAUUUAACUCAGUUC
Molecule: messenger RNA, 2206 nt
Organism: Chroicocephalus ridibundus (black-headed gull)
Lineage: Eukaryota; Metazoa; Chordata; Aves; Charadriiformes; Laridae
Product: beta-1,4-galactosyltransferase 3-like
Exons: 8
Coding region: 427-1488 (353 amino acids)
Biological process (GO): carbohydrate metabolic process
Cellular component (GO): Golgi apparatus
Molecular function (GO): galactosyltransferase activity
Source: RefSeq, a predicted model, not a curated record